UUCACUUAGAUCUCUCACCAGAUGUCAGUGCCAUUUUUGCCAUUGUUUGCGCCUUGCUACUCACGCGAGCUCAGGAAAUCUCGGUCAUACCAAUGAAUCUUACUUUCCUUCUAGCAAUGAGAGUCCAACUAAAACAUAACGGUUGGUUUUGUCACAGUUUACAGUCGAUUACCAUCGUCAACUCCUCCUUUUGACAAAAGUCGACAUCAGCCCUGAAAGAGUUAAGCAGUGAAAUGGUCUAUUGUAAAAUGCAUGGAAUACCCCAUCAGGAUUAACACCUGAUAUAAGACUUGUUUUAGAAUACAUUUGCUUGGGCUGUAGUCUGUAUUGCAUGAGUGUUUAUCACAUUUUGCAUUUUUAGUUUAAGCAUACUUCUCAUUCCCAUGCUUAUCAACUUUAAUUACUAUCUUUUAUUUGCAAAUUCCGCAGCCUGUAAUUUAUGCCUAUGGUAAUACAGCCUCUAGAAAUGGCAUACGAGUCGAUAACGUAGGGAAGAAAUAGGUUUUAAGUGGACCAGACCCAUAGUUAUGCUUGCUCCAUUGUAGAACAUAUAUAUUACUAUUGCAAUCUUAACACUUGGCCACUGAACUGUUUUAUAAUUGUAAACAUAUACACCUCAGGAUGGGCUAACUUGGCUGACUUGUCAUCUAGGAAUAGAAGCAAUGCUAUAUAACUUUCAAAGUGACAAAAAUUUGGCCCUCCUCUUUGAAGCAGGAGCAAAAACAAUUUUUUAGUUUUAUUAAUUUAGGAAACUACUCAUAACUUCAACAGGAUUUAGAGGAGCUUGUGAGCUGUCCUAACUUGCUAGGGGUUACCAAACGAUUGCAUUCAGGCAGAGUUUGGCACAUAGAUCAGGAAAGGCUGAAUGUUUAGAAAAUGCUGAACAACAGUGAACCCAUAAAAUAAUACUGAUUUGACAGACAUGGAAUAAUAUUUGUAACAAAUCUUGUACAUUAUGUGAUCACUCCAUCGACAAGCAGUGCAAAUGUUUAAAGACAUUUACUAAGUAUAUACACAUGUAUGUAUUUCAUUUGAUCCUCUGCAGUUGUUACUGCAAAUUACUAAAAUGGACAAGAUGCUGGUGACAGUCCAGAGUAUACUCUCCUGUCUCAGGAUAAUUCAGUUAAUAGAAGUAAAUCUUGUUAUAGAUUUUUAGUUAGAAAGUGUGCUUUGAAAUUGACUCUGUGCUUAUCUUCCCACUGACUCCUGGUUGUACAUUGCUGCUUAUGGUUUUGGUUAGAGACUAGAACUUAUUUUUUGAAAAGUUAGUCAGUUAACAUGCACUGCCUGCCAUUUUUAGAGCACAUUCUUCCUUUAUGCAUAUUUAUUGAUGAAUUAACAAAGUGACAUAUUAUCCAUGGAUUGCAUUCUUAUUUACACAGUAGUAUGUAUACAUUAUUUUCACUUAUCAACCUUAUCCUGCAGAUUGUUUUUGUUUUUCCCCAAGGCUUAUGAAGAUUCCAUUUGGUGUUUAAUCAAGAUGGUAACCCACAUUUGUAAUUUUGUGACAACGCGAGGUAUAAAAUGGGAACCAAUUCUGCGGUGUACACUUUUCUCUCAUUCCAUCAUUUCCCAUCUAUCAAGUCGUGACAUGGGAAGCCACAAUCACCAGAAGGCUGGUUUCCAGCAAACAUCAGAAGCAACAGAGGUUGAUUUUGAUCAAGAAUACUUUGAAAAAAACGUGGAGACCUUAAUAAGAGAGAAGAAAAAACAACAAAAGGCAAUCAAAGAAAAAAGAAUGAGAAAUUGGAUUGAUGGUCCUGGCCCACCAGAGAGGAAACUGACUUGGGAAGCAAUGGAACAAAUUAGGUAUCUGAACCAAGAGUAUCCAGAAGAGUGGACAUUGCCUCACCUGGCUGAAGGAUUUGGUGUGACAGUCGAUACUGUCAAACGAGUGCUAAGGAGUAAAUUUAGCGCUCCUUUACAGAGGCGUGUUAAGCAGGAUAGCAGAGUUCUAGUCAGAAAUGAACUGAAAACAAAAGCACUAGGAGACUUUGAAAAGAUGAAGGAGCUAAAGAUGCCCGCCCCACCAUUACCCUUGCUGGUAACUCCAGGGAACUCCAUAGCUGUACAAGUCCAGUCAUCUUUAGAAACAAGACCUCCACAGCCAUUUAAUAAGGUAUAUGUUAAAAAGUUUCACAAAAAAAACUUUCAGACAUUCAACGAUGAUGACACAAAUAAUGUCAAUCUACAAUCCACAGAAGAGAUGAAGCUUUCAAAGAUGCAGAAUACGGAGAGCCACUUGAAUGGAUACAACAAGCAUGGCAAGGCUGUCUCCAAAGAAACAACAGCAGGGCAUAGAGUGUUUGGCCAUGAAGAAAAAGUGGACACUAUUCAGAAAGGAAGGGAGUUUUAUGACAGCAAAGGAAAUUUCCUCUAUUCCAUCUAACCAUUAAAGAGAUCAGACUUCUAGGAACUGGUUUUGUCCAAAUUCAGUACACAGUACUACUUUGGACUGCAAAGACAGUCUUCCUGUAUUUGUGGUCUUAUUUAUUUCAAAUUAGUUAUGAAUAAAAGGUACAUUAAAAACUAA
This is a messenger RNA of Polypterus senegalus (gray bichir), 2533 nucleotides long. It is a transcript of the gene ngrn, whose product is annotated as neugrin, neurite outgrowth associated. The record is from RefSeq and is a predicted model, not a curated record. Gene Ontology annotation, cellular component: nucleus. The coding region runs from base 1358 to 2389 and encodes 343 amino acids. The transcript has 3 exons. NCBI's taxonomy places the organism in Eukaryota, Metazoa, Chordata, Cladistia, Polypteriformes, Polypteridae.